Messenger RNA from Aspergillus saccharolyticus JOP 1030-1, 345 nucleotides. RefSeq lists its product as uncharacterized. NCBI's taxonomy places the organism in Eukaryota, Fungi, Ascomycota, Eurotiomycetes, Eurotiales, Aspergillaceae. The coding region runs from base 1 to 345 and encodes 114 amino acids. The record is from RefSeq and is a predicted model, not a curated record. The transcript is spliced from 2 exons.
AUGGAGGAUUUCCGACGGGCGUUGUCAUGGCUGUUUUGGUGGUUUUGUUUCUCUCUUAGCACUGUCGUUGCCAUUCUGUACCUGGUCACAGAGGAAGUACCGCAGCAGCUCAUCCCAAGUAGUGCUAAACUGAUGAAGAGACUAGUAAAUGAACUCCUUCCUGACCAGGUACUAACGGCUGGUCCCGUCGAUAUCGUGCAGCCGUCUGGCUUGUUGCAUCAUGUCAUGUACAGUACAGUACAUAGAUUUAUAUCAGAUAGCAGACAUGAUGCCACCGAUGACGCAGGGCUCGCGGACCGUCGCCCAGCCAAAGCCGCUGAGGGGCUGGUGAUGGUUCGAAACUGA